AUGGAGGCCAAUGCCCACGCUGCCGCUCUUCUGGCCGAGCUCAACCAGGACCUCGAGCUAAUCAAGCAGAUGGAGUCGCACCUGCAUGAUCUCGACCUCUGCAGGGCUCUAGCGCCCAGGCUCAUGUCCUCCAUCCAGAACUCGAUUCUCAUUGCUAGCGAUCGGCCUCCGAGCAGCGAGACGCCCAAGAGAAGGUACAUACGUCGCAAACACGCAUUGGCCGCUUGGGAAGGCGAUGCGAUGCACUCGAGGACGCGCAAAGUGAGGCUGAGCUCGGUGGCUGGGGAGUCGAAGGUGUUAAAGUACGGACAGAAAGAGAGCCAAAUAUCCAAGAGCUUAUUUCCGGUGCACCCACAGCGAGCGCCUCCCUCGGCUGCCCCGCACGCGAAGAAGCUGGUGCAGCGAUCGGACAACGACCUGCUGGUCUUCGACGUCACCUACCACGAGCUCCUCACUUGCCUUCAGCAGCGAAGGGAGCAGGAGGAGCAGGCAUGUAAUGUACGACAGCCAAGAACAGAGGAUGGCAGAGAGGCUUGA
Messenger RNA from Zingiber officinale, 537 nucleotides. RefSeq lists its product as uncharacterized. The transcript has 3 exons. The coding region runs from base 1 to 537 and encodes 178 amino acids. The record is from RefSeq and is a predicted model, not a curated record. NCBI's taxonomy places the organism in Eukaryota, Viridiplantae, Streptophyta, Magnoliopsida, Zingiberales, Zingiberaceae.